GUUCCUCCUACUUCCAAGCAACCUAGCCAUGGCCGACGACACUGUCCUGCCCAUACCGAAUCUCAGCCUCCCACAACACCUUGUGAUCCUCGGUUUGCAAUCCCGAGUUUAUGGGGAAUCCCAACGACUUGCCUUGGAGAAAACACCAGGCCUUGGGUCAAGGAUAGACAUUACCCUGACUCUCAUCCGAAUAGGUUUCUUCUUUGGAGAUAAUACCCUCAUCACCGAGAACCUUGCCGGGGCGGAAAAACUCAUCGAGGAAGGGGGUGAUUGGGACAGACGGAAUCGUCUCAAAGUGUAUCGUGGCUUACACGCAGUUUCCAUUCGGCAGUUUAGAUUGGGCAGCGAGCUGUUGCUCGAUGCUCUGUCCACGUUUACUGCUACGGAACUCAUCUCCUAUAAUGACUUCGUUGCACUCGCCGUGAUCAGCAAUACGCUUACCCUCCCAAGGGUAGACUUGAAGAAAAAGCUCAUUGCCUCUCCUGAAGUCAUCUCGGUUCUUCCAGAACUGCCUGUUUUGGAAGAUCUUCUGCGGAAUCUCUAUGACUGCCACUACGCAAAAUUUUUCGUAGCGCUAGGUACGCUCUCACCGCAAUCCUUAUCAAUGAACCCACACAAACUGACCCACGCUCGAUACUACGUGCGCGAAAUGCGUAUCCUCGCCUAUGCGCAACUAUUGGAAUCGUAUCGGAGCGUGACGCUGGAGAGUCUCGGUGGCGCGUUUGGCGUGAGCGUUGACUACAUCGACAGGGAACUCUCGCGGUUCAUUGCAAAUGGGCGGUUGCAUUGCACGAUCGAUAAUGUGCAUGGGAUCGUGGAGACGACAAGACCGUCGAUCAAGACGGCACAGUAUGAGAAAGUGGUCAAGCAGGGGGAUGUACUGUUGAAUUCCCUGCAGAGACUCAGCAAAGUACUGUAUUGAUCA
Messenger RNA from Pisolithus orientalis, 925 nucleotides. RefSeq names its product 26S proteasome subunit RPN7-domain-containing protein. The record is from RefSeq and is a predicted model, not a curated record. Gene Ontology annotation, cellular component: proteasome regulatory particle. Gene Ontology annotation, biological process: proteasome-mediated ubiquitin-dependent protein catabolic process. Lineage: Eukaryota; Fungi; Basidiomycota; Agaricomycetes; Boletales; Pisolithaceae. The transcript is spliced from 7 exons. The coding region runs from base 29 to 922 and encodes 297 amino acids.